AUGAGUGUAGCUGUUCUCCUCCUCCUGGGGCUGGGGCUGUUGGAGGCAGAAGGCAGAUGUUUCUUCAGUCACGCUCAGAAGUACUGUGUGUGCUACAACCUGUCUGAGGAAAGCCUAAGCAGCCUCAUCCAGUGCCUCCCAGCCUCUGUCGUGGAGUUUCGGGGAGGAGAGCUGGAGAAAUACGUAGCCUUCCCCAUCAGUGACCCGGACCCCUCCACCAUUGAAAUGCUGGGCUCCCUUGUCGUCAGGAAAAUAAUUUUUGGUGAACUCCUGGUACCUGAGAUACUCCUUGCCUGGAUCCUGAGGUUCUUCUCCUACACCCAGGUGCAGGAGCUGGUGUUUGAGAGCUGCAUUUUUGAGGGGAGAGGCAACUGGGAUGAAAUGGCCGGCCAGGACUUGCCCAUAUUGUCUCUGCACUUCCACAACGUGACAUCUCCCCCGCUGAUGGGCCGUGAGCAGGAUUUCUCUAGUCUGAGCAGCUGGUUGGAGAUCCUGCAAGAGCUGGCUGUCACUGCUUCCCAUGUCACCAGCCUGCCCUGUGUCAUCGGAAGGGUGUUCAAAGAUCUGCGCUCCCUGGAUGUAGCACAAAACAGCCUUGGGGAUGAGAGCUUGAUGGCCACCUUCUGCAAGGGAGCUUUCCCUCAGCUCCAGGUACUGAGUCUGCAGCGCAACAAUCUGACAUCCUAUCACAGGGUGUGUGAGAGCGUGCAGCUGCUGCCUGAGCUCCAGCAUCUAGAUCUCAGCCAGAACAAGCUCAAGGCAGACCCAUCCUCCUCCUGCCAGUGGCCAGUGUCCCUCCGAAUCUUCAACUUGUCCAGUGCUGGCUUGGAUGAAGUCCUCACGCCUCUGCCUCCCAGUCUAGAAGUGCUGGACAUGAGCUGCAACCACCUCCAUGCUGUAGACAUCUCCUUCAGCUCCCUGAAGAAACUCUUCCUGAGCCAAAACAUGCUGCAAGCUGCCCCCUCCAUCAAGAAUUACCCCAUGUUGGACACCCUCCACCUAGACAACAACUCGAUUACAGAGCUGCCAUGGAAUGAGGUGAAGCACCUGCAGGAUGUGGCUGCGGCUGACAACCCCUACAACUGCUCGUGCUCCGCGGCCGGGGGGCUCCAAGCGCUGGCGACCUUGGGGCACCUUGGGCAGAGCUGGCCCCAGGACUACACAUGUCACUCCCCCCCUCACUACCGGGGCAAGCUGGUGAAGGAUGUACCGGUCUCAGUGCUGCACUGUAACAGUGCUGCUGUGAUUGCUCCUGUCUGCAUUGCCCUCGCCCUGCUCGGUGUGGCUGGGGGCAUCUGCCUGCUCAGGUCCAGGCCCGGGCUUGUCCGACACUGCUGCAGAGUGUGA
This is a messenger RNA of Antrostomus carolinensis (chuck-will's-widow), 1347 nucleotides long. It is a transcript of the gene CD14, whose product is annotated as CD14 molecule. Gene Ontology annotation, molecular function: lipopolysaccharide binding; protein binding. Lineage: Eukaryota; Metazoa; Chordata; Aves; Caprimulgiformes; Caprimulgidae. The record is from RefSeq and is a predicted model, not a curated record. Gene Ontology annotation, biological process: positive regulation of cytokine production; toll-like receptor 4 signaling pathway; cellular response to lipopolysaccharide. Gene Ontology annotation, cellular component: membrane raft; external side of plasma membrane; lipopolysaccharide receptor complex. The coding region runs from base 1 to 1347 and encodes 448 amino acids. The transcript has a single exon.